Amblyraja radiata (thorny skate) is the source of this 859-nucleotide messenger RNA. RefSeq names its product pancreatic and duodenal homeobox 1 (gene pdx1). Gene Ontology annotation, cellular component: nucleus. Gene Ontology annotation, biological process: regulation of transcription by RNA polymerase II; type B pancreatic cell differentiation. The coding region runs from base 4 to 819 and encodes 271 amino acids. The transcript has 2 exons. The record is from RefSeq and is a predicted model, not a curated record. Lineage: Eukaryota; Metazoa; Chordata; Chondrichthyes; Rajiformes; Rajidae. Gene Ontology annotation, molecular function: RNA polymerase II cis-regulatory region sequence-specific DNA binding; DNA-binding transcription factor activity, RNA polymerase II-specific.
GACAUGGACAGCGAUGAGCGUUAUUAUGCGUCGGCUCAAAUUUAUAACGAGUCGUGCGCUUAUCAACGACCACAGGUCCAAGAAUAUAAUCAAAACCCACCGGCGUGUCUCUACGUAGGGAGACAACCACAGACUCCUUACGCAAAUCCUUCAUUGUCAGGGUUUGAUGAAGGAAGCCCCGCUGACAUUUCACCUUUCGAAGUCCCUGCGAUAGAGGAUCCUACAGUUUCGCAUCUCCGCCAUCCGCAGCCUCAGCACCCCAACACCCACUCUCAUCAAGGGGCUUGCUUUGGUAGCGCUCCCGAUAUCAGCAACCUGGAGGGUCACAACAGAACGCAUCUGCCCUUCCCUUGGAUGAAGUCAACCAAAUCCCACGCUCACAUAUGGAAAGGACAAUGGCCGGGGGGCUCAUUCAUGGUGGAGCAGGAAGAAAACAAGCGAACUCGCACCGCCUACACGCGGGCUCAGUUGUUGGAACUGGAGAAAGAGUUUUUAUUCAACAAGUACAUCUCCAGGCCCCGGCGGGUGGAGCUGGCCGUCAUGUUAAACCUCACCGAACGGCACAUUAAGAUCUGGUUCCAAAACAGGAGGAUGAAGUGGAAGAAGGAAGAGGAUAAGAAAAGAGGAAGGAAUGGUGCUCCCGAACAGGACUCGGUUGUAUCCUCUGGGGAUCUCAAAGAGGAUCCCUGCGCCCCCACCACUCCGCUCGGAAGAGACCCGAUCACUGCUAAUGUCUCCUCGUCACAACCAGCCAACACCCCCGGGACAUCUUUAAGGAGUCAAGGUACAUGUGCAAGAGACUCCAUGAAAAGUUCGUAAAGUCUGCCAUAAAAAAAACAGCGGGGUGACUGGAGAUCAU